Stegostoma tigrinum is the source of this 6088-nucleotide messenger RNA. RefSeq names its product dedicator of cytokinesis protein 2-like. Bases 90 to 5576 code for a protein of 1828 amino acids. Gene Ontology annotation, cellular component: plasma membrane; cytoplasm. NCBI's taxonomy places the organism in Eukaryota, Metazoa, Chordata, Chondrichthyes, Orectolobiformes, Stegostomatidae. The transcript is spliced from 52 exons. Gene Ontology annotation, molecular function: guanyl-nucleotide exchange factor activity; small GTPase binding. The record is from RefSeq and is a predicted model, not a curated record. Gene Ontology annotation, biological process: small GTPase-mediated signal transduction; cell migration.
UGAAAGCACUUCAGACGUAGCUUUGCAAGACUUUAGCCUUGUUGGCCAUUAGCUGCAUCGUAGGGACGAUCUACUGUGCUAAUUGAACCAUGCCUUCCUGGAGUCGGACAGCUAAGGAGAGAUAUGGAGUGGCCAUCUUUAACUUUGAGGCACAGAGGGAUCCACAGCUCUCACUAUGUGUUGGGGACACAGUGCAAAUCCUCGAAAAGUGUGAAGGUUGGUACAGAGGGUGUUUGAUGAAAAACAAGUCACAGCAGGGUGUAUUUCCAGUAGCGUUUGUGCAUAUUAAAGAUGCUGUCAUCGAGAAGCGAGGGAAUAGGGAGAACAUCUUCUCUGCAGAAAUGCCUUUGGUUCAAGAGGUCACUACCACACUGAGAGAAUGGGGCAUCAUCUGGAGGCAGCUUUACAUGGCUAGUAAGAAGGAAAAGUAUCAUCAGGUUCGCUCCAUGAUGUUUGACUUGAUGGAAUGGCGAUCUCAGCUACUUUCUGGAACACUGCCCAAGGAUGAACUGAAAGAACUGAAACAGAAAGUCACCUCUAGAAUUGAUUACGGCAAUAGGAUCCUUGAACUUGACCUUGUUGUCAGAGAUGAGAAUGGCAACAUUAUGGACCCAGAUGAAACCAGUGUAAUUAGCUUAUUCCAUGCUCACGAGGAGGCUACAAAACAAAUCUCAGAGCGUAUAAAGGAAGAAAUGUCUCAGACUCAAACUGACAGCUCCACCUUUGCGCGGAUGGCAUCGUCCCCAACACACAGCCUCUACGUGUUUGUACGAAACUUUGUGUGUCGGAUAGGAGAGGAUUCUGAACUCUUCAUGGCAUUGUACGACCCUCAGAAACAAUCGAUCAUCAGUGAGAAUUAUUUAGUGCGAUGGGGGAGUGGGGGCCUCCCAAAAGAAAUUGAUAUGUUGAACAACCUGAAAGUGGUGUUUACGGAUCUGGGAAACAAGGAUUUGAAUCGUGAUAAAAUUUAUCUAAUUUGCCAAAUAGUUCGCGUUGGAAGAAUGGAUUUGAAGGACACGAACCAAAAAAAAUGCACUCUUGGGUUAAGACGACCUUUUGGAGUGGCAGUGAUGGACAUCACCGAUAUUGUGAAGUGCAAAGCAGAAAGUGACGAAGAGAAACAACAUUUUAUCCCUUUCCAUCCGUUUAUGGCAGAAAAUGAUUUUCUGCACUCUCUACUUAAUAGAGUAAUUUCUACCAAGACAGGGGAUGAAAAGGGUCAAGGUCUGUGGGUUACCAUGAAAAUGCUGGUUGGUGAUGUAUCACAGAUCAGGAAGGAUUAUCCACACCUUGUGGACAGAAACACAGUGGUAGCCAGGAAGCUGGGAUUUCCAGAGAUCAUCAUGCCAGGUGAUGUUCGGAAUGACAUCUACAUCACUGUCCUGUAUGGCGACUUUGACAAGUACAACAAGACCACACAGAAGAAUAUGGAAGUGAUAAUGUGUGUCUGUAGCGAUGAUGGCAAAAUUCUUCCGAACGCCAUUUGCCUGGGCGCAGGAGACAAACCAGUCAGUGAAUAUCGAUCAGUCAUCUACUACCAGGUCAAGCAACCCCGUUGGAUUGAGACAAUCAAGGUUGCCAUUCCAAUGGAAGAAAUGCAAAGAAUACACUUAAGAUUUAUGUUUAGGCACAGAUCGUCACAAGAGUCGAAAGACAAGAGUGAAAAGAAUUUUGCAAUGGCAUUUGUGAGACUGAUGAAAGAUGAUGGCACAACACUGCAAGAUGGGACUCAUGAACUGCUGGUGUACAAGGGUGAUAGCAAAAAAAUGGAAGAAGUCAAUAUAUACACCAAGCUGCCGUCCACCCGCCCAGCCUCCGAGAUCAAAGGCUACACACUCAGCCGCAGCAACACUACUUUAGGAGGAGGAUUGUCCAGCAGUUCCAGAGACACCUUUGUCAUCUCAACCCUGGUGUGCUCCACAAAACUCACGCAGAAUGUUGGUUUGCUGGGCCUUCUGAAGUGGAGAACCAAACCUGAACUCUUGCAAGAAAACCUGGAGAAGCUGAAGAUAGUUGAUGGAGAAGAGGUCGUUAAGUUCCUCCAGGACACCCUCGAUGCACUAUUCAACAUCAUGAUGGAGCAUUCUGACACAGAGAAAUAUGACAUCCUUGUCUUUGAUGCUUUGAUAUACAUUAUUGGGCUGAUCGCAGACAGAAAAUUCCAGCACUUCAACGCUGUUCUUGAAGCCUACAUUAAACAACACUUCAGUGCCACCUUGGCUUAUAAGAAACUGAUGACUGUGCUAAAAAACUAUUUAGAUAUUUGUUGUGAAGGCAAGCAAUGUGAACCAAUUUUGCGGACUUUGAAAGCCCUGGAGUACAUCUUUAAAUUCAUUGUGAGAUCUCGAUCGUUAUUUGCACAACUGUAUGAAGAAAAGGAACAGGUUGAGUUCGAAGAAUCACUGAAAAGACUAUUUGAGUCCAUCAAUAACCUGAUGAAAAGUCAGCAAGUGACUACAAUCCUGUUGCAGGUUGCUUCUUUGAAAUAUCUGCCAUCGGUACUUCAUGAUGUGGUUACGGUCUUUGACGUCAAGUUACUGAGCCAACUCCUGUUGGAGUUUUACACUAGCAUUCCACCCAAUAAGCUGCAGAAACAGAAGAUCCAGUCUAUGACCGAGAUUGUACGUAGUGAGCUCUUCAAGAGGAAAGAAUGCCGCGACAUCCUCCUGCCCAUGAUGACUGAUGAGCUGAAGGCCCAGCUGGAUCAGAAAGAGGACAGACAACAGAACCAGGAAUUAAAGUUCUGCAUCGAAUUACUCAAUCACAUCCUGGAGGUGCUCAGUCAGCCCAAUGUGGGUUCAACUCACAACCAUCUCCAGGGGAUCAUUACAAAGUUGCUGCGACCAGUGAAUCAGAUGGUUAUUGUAUUGGGAAAAGACCAUGGCUUGGUUAGUAACUUUGUGGCAUGCAUGACUGCAAUAUUCAAGCAGAUGGAUAAUGAGCAUUACUCCUAUUAUUUGGAAUCCUUCCAAACAAACCGAGAUUUGGUGGAUUUCUUCAUGGAAACUUUUAUCCUGUUCAAGGAUUUGAUCGAGAAGAAUGUCUACCCCAGUGACUGGAUGGCUAUGAGUAUGGUGCAAAACAGAGUCUUUCUACGAGCCAUUAACAAGAUUGCAGAAACCAUGACACAGAAAUUCCUGGAGAAUAUGAACUUUGAGCAACAGUUAUGGAAUAAUUACUUCCAUCUGGCAGUAAAAUUCAUUACCCAAGAUUCGCUGCAACUGGAACAUUUCUCUCAGGCAAAGUGCAUGAAAAUCUUGAACAAAUAUGGGGAUAUGAGGCGCCUAAUUGGAUUCAACGUUCGGGAUAUGUGGUACAAGCUUGCUCAAAACAAGAUCCACUUCAUCCCAGAAAUGGUUGGACCUAUCCUAGAAAUGACCCUGAUUCCAGAGAUUGAGCUCCGCAAAGCCACGAUCCCAAUCUUCUUUGACAUGAUGCUAUGCGAAUACGCCAUGUUCAACAAGUUCAGGAAGUUUGAAGAUGAAAUAAUCCUGAAGUUAGAUCACACGGUAGAGGGAGGAUGCGGUGAUGAGCAGUAUAUGGAGCUCUUCCAGAAGAUCAUCCUGAAGUGUGCUGAAGAACACCCCGCUAUUGCCAAAUCAGUGCAACAUUUUGUCCACCUGGUAAAGGGUCUCCUGGAGAAACUGCUGGAUUAUAGGUCGGUGAUGAGUGACGAAAGCAAGAGGAACCGUAUGAGCUGCACGGUUAACCUGCUGAAUUUCUACAAGGAAAUCAACCGGGAAGAGAUGUAUAUAAGAUAUCUGUACAAGCUUCGAGAUCUGCACCUGGACUGUGAAAACUACACUGAGGCUGCCUACACACUCCUUCUGCAUGCUAAGCUACUGAAGUGGUCUGAUGAACAAUGUACAUCGCACGUUAUGCCAAGAGAUUUUCACAAUUCUCAAACACAGCGGCAGCUGAAAGAAAACCUGUACAAAACCAUUAUUAAUUACUUUGACAAGGGGAAGAUGUGGGAGGAAGCCCUGAAUCUCUGCAAGGAGCUAGCAGAUCAAUUUGAGAAGGAAAUCUUUGACUAUGAACUUCUGAGCCAAAACCUGAAACAACAAGCCACUUUCUAUGAGAACAUCAUGAAAAUCCUACGGCCAACUCCAGAUUAUUUUGCUGUCGGGUACUAUGGUCGUGGCUUUCCUCUAUUUCUCCGAAACAAGGUGUUCAUCUACCGGGGCAAGGAAUAUGAGCGGAGAGAAGAUUUUCAAGGACAGCUGAUGACUGAGUUUCCGAAUGCAGAGAGAAUGAACACGACAUCAGCCCCAGCAGGCAACAUCAAAAAUUCCCCAGGACAAUUCAUUCAAUGUUUCACUGUCCAACCAGUCCUGGAGGAACCAUCCCGUUUCAAGGACAAGCCAGUGCCGGAUCAAGUCAUAAAUUUCUACAAGGCAAAUUAUGUGCAGAAGUUUCAAUAUUCACGACCAGUCCGGAAGGGAACAGUGGAUCCAGACAAUGAAUUUGCCUCAAUGUGGAUUGAGAGAACGACGUUUAUCACAGCAUACAAAUUACCUGGAAUUCUGCGUUGGUUUGAAGUCAUUUCUAGUUCCACUAACACCAUCAGCCCAUUGGAAAAUGCAAUUGAGACAAUGCAGAAAACCAAUGAAAAGAUCCUCACCUUGAUCACCCAGUACAAGGCUGAUGACCAUCUUCCAAUCAAUCCUCUCUCAAUGUUGCUCAACGGGAUUGUGGAUCCAGCGGUUAUGGGUGGAUUUGCCAAAUAUGAGAAGGCUUUCUUCACAGAGGCGUAUUCAGAAGAGCACCCGGAAGAUUGUGAAAAAUUGAAUCAUCUAAAGAAUCUAAUAGCCUGGCAGGUCCCGAUGCUUGAAAAAGGAAUAAAACUUCACGGGAAAAGAGUGCAGGAUGACCUUCGACCUUUCCAUGACCGGAUGGAAGAAUGUUUCAAACAGCUAAAACUAAAAGUGGAGAAGGAAUAUGGGUUAAGGGAGCUGCCAGAUUUUGAUGAAAAACGAACAAGCCGACCAAGGUCCAUGCUGAGAUCCUAUCGUCAAGUGUCCAUGAUCUCCCUUUCCUCCCUCAAUGCUGAAUGCAACACACCAAUCAAAGGGCCUGUUGACAGCAGUGUGAUUCCCGACAGCCCCAGACCAAGGACGCCAAUCCUUAAAUCUGAAGAAAAGGCUCUGGAUCGAGCUACCAAAGAGGACGGGGAGGUUAAACUGAGGAGGGAGAGGAAAAGACAGAAGAGAAGUAGCGUGGUGUUUGCAGACAGCAAAACAGAGCCUUCAGACACCAAACGGCUGUCAAGGAAACAGGAGUUUCGGAGUGAUACCAAUCUGUCAGACCAAGCAGAGAAACGCCCAUCUUCUGUGCUCAAGCAGAUGAGCUUUGCCAGCAGAUCAGUGCCAACAAUCCCAGCUUUGAUUUUUGCCGUGGCAAAUGGCGGUGAAGACCAAAACCUUGACCAGAAUGCACUGAAAAGGAUGAGCCAGCCGACAUUUAUGCUGUCCCUUGACGAAGAUGCCGAAGAGAGAAAGAACCCUCCCAAAAGUAAAAAAGCUUCCUUCUUUAAGAACCGGCUGACGUCUAAGAGUGGUGAGGACAGCAAGUAGCCUGGAGAUGAGCUCUCCUUCGUCAAUCUCAGUGGAGGGUCAUUGGAGUAGAGAACACAGCUCCAAGUGCUGAAGAUGUGAUGGGAGGGCCUCCUCAGUUAUACUACUGCAAACAGUAACUAUUCCAUAAUUCACCGCCAUACACACACACACAUGUGCACACACACACACACGUGCACACACACACGUAACACACACACACAUAACACACACACAAUUCUUCUGACUCACGAAAUGGUUCUUUUGUUUCUCAAAGCCCGGGUUUUUCAUUACAACAGUACUGUUCUGAUCGAACUUUCAAGAUUAAAACUGGAACACUUCUGGCAUAUUUUGACUUCUCACCCCAAAAGGUGGCAAAAAUUGCAGCAGCAAUUUCAGCAAAUGGAAUUGCUCACUUGUACACUUGCGAGGAACAAACUCCUCCAAGUCUUGGAUUUUGCAGGACGAAACCUCAAUGCGGUUUCUUCGCCUUAAUUUCUGAGUCCAGGAAUUGCCGAUGUUAAUAUGUUGCA